AAAAAAGUCACCACCAUAAAAGGAUGUGUGUAAUCUCUCUUAAAACAACAUGCCAAGCCAGCCUACUUCAGUUUGGACAAAUACUGACAGCUGCUGCAGAGACCUGAACAAGAAGUCAUCAGGAGGGGUCCCCGGACACUGCUGCCGGAUGUGAAAAUGGAAAACAGCUCCACUGCGGCCUCUGGCGCUCCCCCCGGGGGCGACUGCGACCUGUACGCCCAUUACCCCACCGCCAGGAUCCUGAUGCCUCUGCAUUACAGCGUCGUCUUCGUCAUCGGGCUGGUGGGGAACCUGCUGGCCUUGGUGGUCAUCGUUCAGAACCGGAAGAAGAUCAACUCGACCACCCUCUACUCCACAAACCUGGUGAUCUCGGAUAUCCUUUUCACCACCGCCUUGCCCACGCGGAUCGCCUACUACGCCCUGGGCUUUGACUGGCCGAUGGGCGACGCCCUGUGCAGGGUCACCGCGCUGCUCUUCUACAUCAACACCUACGCGGGUGUGAACUUCAUGACCUGCCUGAGCAUCGACCGCUUCUUCGCAGUGGUGCAUCCGCUGCGGUACAACAAGAUGAAGCGGAUCAAGCACGCCAAGGGCAUCUGCGUCUUCGUCUGGGUGCUGGUGUUUGGCCAGACACUGCCGCUGCUCAUCACGCCCAUGUCCAAGGAGGAGGGCGGACGGACGACGUGCAUGGAGUACCCCAACUUCGAGGGCACCGAGUCUCUCCCCUGGAUCCUGCUGGGUGCCUGCUUCGUGGGGUAUGUGAUCCCGCUGGUCAUCAUCCUCAUCUGCUACUCGCAGAUCUGCUGCAAACUUUUUAAGACCGCCAAGCAAAACCCGCUGUCGGAUAAGUCUGGCGUCAACAAGAAGGCUCUCAACACCAUUGUUUUCAUCAUUGUCGUGUUCGUGCUCUGCUUCACGCCUUAUCACGUCGCCAUCAUCCAGCACAUGAUUAAGAAGCUGCAGGCUUCGCAGCUCCUGGGCUGUGGCCAGAGGCACUCGUUCCAGAUCUCUCUGCACGUCACCGUGUGCCUGAUGAACUUCAACUGCUGCAUGGACCCUUUCAUCUAUUUCUUUGCGUGCAAAGGGUACAAGAGGAAGGUUAUGAGGAUUCUCAAGCGGCAGGUCAGUGUGUCCAUUUCCAGUGCCGUGAAGUCGGCCCCGGAAGAAAACUCGAGGGAGAUGACAGAAACACAGAUGAUGAUACAUUCCAAGUCUUUAAAUGGAAAGUGAGAGGGAAUGGAAUCGUGGGUGCCGAGCAAACUGUGUGUGCAAGUUGGAGGGACGUCUCAUGGAGCAAAGUGAUUUUUUGUCUUCCAAGCCAGAUUCUUUGAAAUUCCUUAUUUGGAAUUGGAGUUCCUUGGGGGAGCGCAAAUAAUUUGGGCCAAUUCUUCAUCUCCAAAUUGGAAGCAAACUAGUAUUUUUGCAUUGUUUACACUUACGAGAACAUCGUAAAGCAAAGUUCUAGUCUGUACACAAAAUACUAGGCCAGUAGGGAGGUGAUUUUAACAGCCCAAUAUUAAAAUGUUUUGUGUUAAUGAAAAUGUGUUCAUUAACAUUUCCUGCCAAUGAUGUGGCAAAAAGACUGUACAGUGCCUGUGUAAAAAUGUUAAUAUGGUAAAAUAUUUUCUUUGGUAACAUGUUUUUACAACCUAUGUCUUGUCUGACUUUAGUUCCUCAAUAACACCAGCUUUUUCUUUUGA
Molecule: messenger RNA, 1700 nt
Organism: Erinaceus europaeus (western European hedgehog)
Lineage: Eukaryota; Metazoa; Chordata; Mammalia; Eulipotyphla; Erinaceidae
Gene: GPR183
Product: G protein-coupled receptor 183
Exons: 2
Coding region: 157-1230 (357 amino acids)
Biological process (GO): G protein-coupled receptor signaling pathway
Cellular component (GO): membrane
Molecular function (GO): G protein-coupled receptor activity; oxysterol binding
Source: RefSeq, a predicted model, not a curated record